Molecule: messenger RNA, 375 nt
Organism: Ooceraea biroi (clonal raider ant)
Lineage: Eukaryota; Metazoa; Arthropoda; Insecta; Hymenoptera; Formicidae
Source: RefSeq, a predicted model, not a curated record
AUGCGGCUCUCGCCGGUGCUUCUUCUGCUGCUCUGCUGCGGUGUUCCGCUCGCGGUGGCGCAGGCAGGAGCCGGGGAGUGCGAACGGGGUGCCGGCGACGAACUGAUCUGGGAGUAUGAUGUCAGGAGACCUCACCGAAUCGGCGGCUACCAAGAAGUAGAAGCGGACUACGGCCCGACCGACGCGACAAUCACGUGCAUCAGGUUCAACUCGUUGUCCGACGAGGACAAUGGCGGCGCGUGGGUCACCUUCGGCGGGGUCGGCCACAAUUUCGUCAAACUGAAGUUCAGGUCGAAGUACUCGCGAGGACUGCGCUACCGGGUCUUCGUCUACGGACAGCCCACCCUGAGAAGAGGCAAGCUAAGACUACCCUGA